CCAAAUGUUAGGGCUGGCCCUAAUGCAGUUGGUUGGGUUUAUGCAUUUUAUCAUUCUUAUUUUUGCUUCCUGCUCUUUUAUGCACUUGAAUAGACAGACUUUAAUGUCUGCAUAAACCAGCACUAAAUUCAGGGGCUGCCAAGGAGAGAGGAGACACUAAUAAACCACAGCCAAGAAUAUUUGUGGUUUGGUAUACUCACAAUUAUCUCUCUUUUGGUGUCGGUACUUUCAUGCUCUCACACCCUGAGAACUUCACACAGGGGAAAAUAGAUUAUUCCAGGUCUCCCGUAUCUCCAUUAUGAGUUGUGAUUAGGAGUGAAUACCCUGUUAUGUGAUUUAUUCUUUUCCCCUUUCUUCAGAACAAAGUUCAUGGUUUUGCAUUCCCCAAAGAAAUGACCCAGAACACACCCUGAAAAUAGAAUUGUUUAAUUCCCCCAUUUCUUUCUCUGACCCAAUUUGUGCCAGUUCUGUGCCAGCUGUAAAAAGGAAGAAGAAGAAAAAACACCAACCUUAACACAAUGCUACACAGCAGCCAAGAAAUGAAAGAUUUUUCUUGUUUUCUUGAUUAUUCUGCAAUGACUACAGCACGAUAUAGACCUACCUGGGACUUGGUGCUUGACCCCCUGGUGUCAUGUAAGCUCUGCCUUGGGGAGUAUCCAGUGGAGCAGAUGACAACGAUAGCACAAUGCCAAUGCAUCUUCUGUACACUGUGCCUGAAACAGUAUGUGGAGCUGUUGAUUAAGGAAGGCCUAGAAACAGCAAUUAGUUGCCCUGAUGCUGCCUGCCCAAAACGAGGUCAUCUGCAAGAAAAUGAAAUUGAGCAUAUGGUUGCAUCGGAAAUCAUGCAGAGGUAUAAGAAACUACAGUUUGAAAGAGAAGUACUUCUGGAUCCUUGUCGGACUUGGUGCCCAUCAUCUUCUUGUCAAGCAGUUUGUCAGCUUCAGGAAUCGGGACCUCAGAAUGCCCAGCUGGUACAAUGCAAAGCUUGUGACAUAGAAUUUUGCUCAGCAUGCAAAUCCAAUUGGCAUCCAGGACAAGGCUGUCAGGAAAAUAUGCCAAUCAACUUUCUUCCAGGAGAGACAAGCUCCGUUUAUAAAAUGGAAGAAGAUGAUGCGCCAAUCAAACGCUGCCCAAAAUGCAAAGUUUAUAUUGAACGGGAUGAAGGGUGUGCCCAAAUGAUGUGUAAAAACUGUAAACAUGCCUUUUGCUGGUAUUGUUUGGAAUCACUUGAUGAUGACUUCCUUCUUAUACACUAUGACAAAGGACCUUGCCGAAACAAGCUAGGUCAUUCUAGGGCUUCAGUUAUUUGGCACAGAACGCAGGUCGUGGGGAUCUUUGCAGGCUUUGGUCUGUUAUUGUUAGUGGCUUCACCUUUUCUUCUACUCGCUACCCCUUUUGUUCUUUGCUGCAAGUGCAAGUGUAAUAAAGGAGAUGAUGACCCUCUCCCUACUUAAGAUGGAGUCGGGACAGGAUAGGACUUGGCUCUGCAUCACAGUACAUUUCAUGACCUCCCUGCUCUCCUUUUGCACUUAACAUUGUCAUAGCCUUACUUGCCCUAAGCCUGACUUCAAGCAAGACCCAAGGUGCCAUGAAUGCCAGGAAUUACUUUUACCAUCACUUCUGAUCCACUGAAUGGGAUUAUGGGGAACAAGGCAUCCUGAUACAAAGCAAGCUGAAAAUCAGAAAUGUAUGUCAAUAACAUGAGCUUUAAAGGCUACAUGGAUCGACUUGGAACUGACAUAUUACCACCAUCAAAAUGAUUUUUUUUUACAUAUCUAUCUGCAUUAAAUUGAGGUGUUUUACUGCUAAACAUGUGUUUUAAGGACAGUGUACCAAUUUAAAAUCUUCCCCUUUUAGGUAUGACGGUAAAUAUAUGUUUAUUAAAAACAAGGUUUCGGUUCAUAUUUGCUGUAAGAAAAUAUCUGAGCAUCUUCCCUAUGUUGCACCUGCCUCUCCCAAAUUUAAAAUAAUUGCAAAUUUGGUAAGAUACAAGUAGGCCACUCUAUUCCUUUGAUACUUCAAAGACAGAUGCCAUUGCUGCUUACAUUUUGGAAAGUGGUUGCGUUAUGUGUUUGGAUGCACAUUUGAUUUUGAUUUGGGGAAGGACUUCUGUUUCAUUUUUUCCAGAGAUUUGAAGUUGAAGUGUGUGAGCCACACCUGACCUGCCUAAAUCAAGGCUUUAUUUGAAACCAUUGUUCCUUGAACAUAUUCUGGUUCUCCACUCCCCGGUCUUGUUUUUCCUGUUUAUUAACUAUCUGCUAUGUUAAUAGGGCUACCUCCAAUCAGGUAUCUUUUUAUGUACAUAUAUACACAUAUAUAAAUCUGGAUAGAAUUCUUUUAAAACCAAAUGUGCAAAUAGGUGUUCUCUUAAAUAUUGUGAAUAUUGGGGGUGCAUGACUCAUCUGUUGUUAUAGCAGAGAAGAAAUUAUUAUCGUGGUCACUUAUGACAUGGGCACUACUCUGUGAAUGAAAAGGAACAGGCCUUGGACUCCAUGGGACCCAGGUUCCCACAUCAUUUUCCCCAUCCUUAUAAGUUAAUAGACAUCAUUUAGUGCACAUACUGACUACUGCUCAAAAUAGGAUGCCUAAAAUGCAUGCCAUUCCUUCCUUGGUGCUUUCAUUCACAUUACUUAAGCCUCCAGGGUUUUUUAGAGGGGUGUAACUGAUGUGCAUGCAAAUAGAUCUCCUAUUACUUGUAAUAGCUAGUAUUUUCCAGAUACUAGGACUAGAAGAAGAAGUAGAGAAUGGAGUGCCCUUAUGCCUGUUCAUCCCAGUGCACAAAUAUACAGAAGGCUAAUGUCCCACUGUUCUGGAUUUGUUGAUAACAGCAGCCAGCAAUUUCAUCCUACAAAGCAAUGUUCCCCAACUUGGCAUCCUUCAGAUAUGCUGGGCUACAACUUCCAUCAUCCCCAACUAGUGUGUUCAUAUUGAUUGGGGAUGGUGGGGGUUGUAGUCUCACCACAUUCAUAUUUGGUAAUAUCCAAAAUUCAUAAAACAGUGAUACCUGAACAGUUUUGUGUAUUUUGCACAUCUAUACUGUGCCAGGUGGGGAAGGGUGCCAUAAAGUAUGCAAAUUCAAGUGAGUUGUGAGGAUUCCCCCCUAUCUUAUUUUACUUCAGUUAAUAAAAAUUGCCUGCAAUGCUAAUGUGUAAAGUCUGCUAAAAAUCAAAAGUAUUUAAUCCAUUGUAAAAAUAAUUAUAUUUUAUACUGUAUGAAACUGUGACAACAGAGUUUGUUUAUGAAAUAUCAAUUUCUCCGUUUUUUCCCUUAUCAUUUUGCUGCUUUAUUAUUUUCUUGAAUCUUGUGUAAAUGAAGUGCUACAUUUUCCCCACAAGGGAGUAUAAGAAGGACAUCAACACACUAUGGAUUUUUGAUAUUACUGUUUGGUAUUAUUUUGGGUGAGGGCUGUAAGCAGCUCCCCACCAAAUGUAUAUUUCCAUAUUAGAACAGUUUUAGCUGAAAAUGUAAUGCCACAUGUAACCUGUUUCAGAAAUCAUUUUCUUUAAGGUGGGGUGGGCAAAGUCCUGAAAAUGUUGUUGGACUGCAAAGCUCAGUAUUCCUCACCAUUGGCUAUGCUUGCUAGUCCUGAUGGGACUUACAGUCCAGCAACAUCUGGCAGAUUCCUAUUUGCCCAACCUUGCUUCAGACAUAUGUACAACCCCAGUGAAACAAGCUGAUUCAGAGCAGCAGUUCAAAUUGUGAGUGGGGAGGUUGGACAUAUAUUUAAUGCACACCUAGCACCUGUCAUUCCCACAUCAUGGAGAAUUAAUCCAUUCACUACCAUUUGCACUGUGGGAAGAUAGGAAACCUGAUUCAUUCAUUUUAGUACCUUUGGUUUUAUUCUGAUAACCCAGACAAGGAUAAAUUAAGUUGUUGUUGACAUUCAUAUUUGUACAUUAUUUUAAUUCCUUUGUUUUGGUGCCAGCAGCAUGAAAAGUAUGCCCAGCUAGAAUAUCUACCAUUUACAGAAGCAUACAUACAGCAUUUAGGCCAUGUUUCCAGGUGUUCUAACUACGAGUAGUAGCAAAGUCAUUCCACUCAACAAUCCUGUUUCUCAGCCUUCAAGUGAAGACUAGCUAAAUCAGCAAGGAUCAGUGAGACCUGCCAAUGCAAGGCACUCAUUUCUGUUUUCAUUUUUGGCUGGUGCCAAUGGGAACUUCUUUCCUAAUUGGGGCACAGGAAAAGGAGGGGAAAUCUGUGCCAGGAUUGUAGGGGAAGAAGAAUGCAUUAAACCUUCCUUGUACUGCAUACGACCUAAUACAAGUAUAUACAGUCCACCUUAUGCUUGUAUGUCUUUUCUGAUUAUUUUGGAAGUUGGCAUUCGCUUCUGUCCUCCAAAGAGCCAAAGUCCCAACUCACAGUUUUGCUGCAAUAGUCCUCCUGAACAACCAUUCUCUGACUGGUGGAGAGUAGAAGAGAAUAACCAGAUCCAGAAUGAUUACAUCAUUUGCUGAGGCUUCUGUUGGACCCCAGUGAAUUGCAGGAGACGAUGCCAUCGGUUUCAGUCUAGUUAUGGAUCAUAGUCAAAAGACAGGGGUUUAUCUCAGCAAAGCUAUGAGUCUUGGAGGUGGUGAUCAGGACCAACAGAACAUCUUGGAUCAUGAAGUCUACUUUGACCUGUUAGCUUUAAAUGUCUAUAGGUGUGUGUGGAUGCUUAUGCCCACAGAACCUCCAGAGAUAUUUUGUCUAUUUGAUUAUAACAAAUACCUAAAUUUUGUGUCACAUAGAAACAUGUGGAGUUAGUGUAAUAUUCAUUUGCCAUUGGAUUGUAGCUUUGGCCCUAUAUUUUGGAAGUAUACAAAGAUAUUACAUGAUGAGCCCUUUUAAAAAAAGAAAAGAAACUUUGAUUAGGAAAAUGUUUUUACUGUGUGCCACACUUUGAAAUAUUCUGCAUAUCAGACACACGAUUCUGUAUCUUACCUUUGGAGCCUUGCCUUGAAUCGGGUAGUUAUUAUUUGCUGGCAAGAAACCAAUGGCUACAUUCUCCAGUUUGACAGUAUUACCCUGAUAGCAGAGGGUAAUAUGUACUUACUGAAAUGUUAAAUGUGAAGCUUCAGUAUGGGAACACCAAAUAUUCAUGUAUUUGCAUAAUUCCUAAAUGUUUUCAAAUGAAAUUGAAUUUCAUCUCUAGAUAUUGCUUGCAUUUUUAAAAAAUUUUAACUUUUGCUUACUUUUGAGUUCAUUGCCUUAAGUCUACUUUUAAUGGAAGUUAAUAUACUUUGAAUUUUCUGUUAGGAUAAAUAUCAACUUAUCCCUUAGCCUGAACCAUUUUUGACUCAUACACUCCAUCUCCAGUUGACCCUUGCUGUAUCUCUUCUCCUUGACAUGAAAGUAGGUCUUGUUAUGUUUAAUGUGUACAAAAGAACUGAUCAAUGGAAGCUUGGUCAAAUCAUUUUGACAUCUUCUUUGUUUUCCCAGCUGUAAACAAAUCCCACUUUUCAGGUGCGUUGUGAGUGACCAUGGCAAGGUUUUGUCUUGGGUCCUUCAGAUGUUUUGGAUCCAUAAUCCAUCUGGCUCAAGUUUCUGGAAUCUGGUGUCCCAAAAACAUCUGGAGGGCAAAAGGUUCUAUAUGCCUGCAUUGAGAUAUUAUUUCCCUUGUUUUGAACUUGCAUCCCUGUACCAAACAAAGCUGUCAUUUUCAUCCACCUGAAAAAUGCUGGGUAUCCCAA
This is a messenger RNA of Sceloporus undulatus (fence lizard), 5669 nucleotides long. It is a transcript of the gene RNF144A, whose product is annotated as ring finger protein 144A. NCBI's taxonomy places the organism in Eukaryota, Metazoa, Chordata, Lepidosauria, Squamata, Phrynosomatidae. The transcript has 8 exons. Gene Ontology annotation, cellular component: Golgi apparatus; ubiquitin ligase complex; cytoplasm. Bases 519 to 1454 code for a protein of 311 amino acids. The record is from RefSeq and is a predicted model, not a curated record. Gene Ontology annotation, molecular function: ubiquitin conjugating enzyme binding; zinc ion binding; ubiquitin protein ligase activity. Gene Ontology annotation, biological process: positive regulation of proteasomal ubiquitin-dependent protein catabolic process; ubiquitin-dependent protein catabolic process; protein polyubiquitination.